AUGGUUGCACUUGAUAAGAGGCCCAAGGGGAGGCCAUCUGGCUCAAAGAAUAAGCCCAAAUCAGCCAUGGACAUGUUCAAACCCAUAAUCUUGAUAAUUUCAACUGGCAUGAACAUUAUCGAUGCCAUCAUCGACUUUAGUCACAAGAAGGAUGUCAGCAUCGCUGUGCACCAUGCUUCGGGUGCCAUAUCUGAGGUUAACAUUUUCAACCCUUUACCCCCUUCUAAUUGUUGGUCCUUUCAAGGAAACUUGCAUAUGUUUUAUCUCUCAGGCUUUUAUACCAAAAGCAUUUCACCUUUUCCCCCUAACAACGUUCCUUAUUCCUCCUUUAACAUUCAAUUCUCAAUGGAUUGGGUCCACCAAACCUUUGGUGGCCUUGUCGGACGCAAGUUGAUUGCUGCGGAACCUGUGCAUGUCUUUGCUUCUAUCUUCAAGGAGAACGAGUGUGAAGGGGUGGUGAAUCCUAUCGCAAAUCCAAAUGUUCAAUCUGUUAUGAUGAGUACUCAUGUUACCCAUUGUGUUGCUGAUGCUUUUGUUGCCAACACUGACAACACAGUCUAUCACCCUAGUUUCUCUAUUGGAGCUUCAACCUCAUCAUCUUCAAUGAAUGACCAACCUCUUGAUGCUUCUCCUGGAGAUGUGAACAUGCUUUAUUGGAACGACCCCACCAACUAG
Messenger RNA from Cajanus cajan (pigeon pea), 675 nucleotides. The record is from RefSeq and is a predicted model, not a curated record. Lineage: Eukaryota; Viridiplantae; Streptophyta; Magnoliopsida; Fabales; Fabaceae.